AUGUCAGGCAACGCUACUUUGGACGUGAACGAGGUCCACUCGCUCAUCGACGAGGUCAACAGCUGGCACCAGCCCACCGACCCGCCGGUCGAGCCGGGCUGGUCGGAGCCGCGCCGUGGCGCAGACGAUGCCGAAACCCGCACCGACGACUCGGGAGGCACCUUGACGGCCCAGCAGAACGACGAGUACAAGUACUACACUGCACCGACGGGGCAAGACGCGGAUGUCUACUCGGGCUACGGAGGAGGAGAGACGGGAGAGGACAACAAUGACGACGACCUAGACGAGCAGGAGCGGACGCGCGGCCCGCUGCUGGUGUGCGAGUUCCGGGACCUGUGCAACUGCCGCGAGGUCUUCGACCGUGACGAGACCGAGGCCUGGAUCCAGCACAUCAGCGGCGACCAUCUGGGGUACAACUGCCCGGCCAAGUCUGUCUGCUGGUUCUGCGACCGGCGCGUCUUCAACGGCGACGUGGACAGGAAAGGGAGGCGCAUAAAGACAACGACGACGACGACGACGACGACAGGCGAAGGGGACGGUGAGGACAACGAACGGCGCGAGAGGCGAGCCUACGCCUUCCGGCAGCGGCUGGAGCACGUCGCCUGGCACAUUACCGAGGAGGGCCGGUUCAGGUACUACAACAUGAGACCCGACUUCAGCCUCAUGAAGCACAUGCACAAGCACGGCAUGCUCGACGACGAGACCUACGACUUUGCCACUGCCUACAGGGAGUUGCCGCCGCCGCCGCCCAGUCACAAGCCCAAGAAGCAAAAGGAGAUCAAGACAAACCCUCCUGACUGGGAACAGCCCCAUAAAAUUUUGGAGAGAGAACGGAAAAGUCAGAUCAUCUAUGACCAGUCCAAGGAAGAUCGACAGCGCAAAAAGGAGAAAGAUGCCAAGAGAAGAGAGGAAGGAAGAAAGUCCAAGAAAUAG
Molecule: messenger RNA, 933 nt
Organism: Pyricularia pennisetigena
Lineage: Eukaryota; Fungi; Ascomycota; Sordariomycetes; Magnaporthales; Pyriculariaceae
Exons: 1
Coding region: 1-933 (310 amino acids)
Source: RefSeq, a predicted model, not a curated record